GCUUCUCUCCCCUCUUCUUUGCUCCUAGUGCUCUCAUCUUCCAGGUCUGAAUUUCCGCCCGUCUACUUUCGCGCGACCAUAAAAAAAAUUAUAAAUCAACUACCAGAGUAUCGGGUAAAGGAAGAUGGCACCUACAGGGCUGGUCGACUCGUUUCUGGCUGCGAUCCAAGCCAGCAUGUCCGUCUUGCUGGUGAUCUUCUACGGCGGCGUGGCGGCGCACCUGAAGCUCCUCACGCCGGCCAACACAAAGGCCAUUUCGAAGGUGUGCGUGCGCAUGUUCCUACCGGCUUUAUUGGUUACGAAGAUAGGCAGCGAAUUGCACUCGGGCUCGGCGGGGCGGUACCUGACGAUACUGAUCUGGGCCAUCAUAUGCCACCUCGUGAGCUUCGUGGUCGGGGUGGUGGCGCACUUGUGGCUCGGCAUGCCGGACUGGACGACGGUGGCGCUCAUGUUCAACAACACAACGAGUUACCCGCUGCUUUUGAUAGGGGCGUUGGAACAGACGGGGAUCCUGCGCAGUUUGAUCACCGAGGGAAGCGGCGAGAGCACGAAAGACGCAGUGGAAAGGGCCAAGAGUUACUUUUUGGUGUUUGCGACCAUCUCGAGUUGUCUCACGUUCGCGGUGGGGCCGAGAUUGAUCGAUAGUGAGCAUGCCGCCGAAGAGGAGGAGGAUGAGGGAAAGAGUGGUGGGUACAACCAGGACGAAAAUGGUGAUGAGGAUAGAGUGCAGGAGAGGGAAGCGGGAAGGGCUGGUGAGGAAAACGACGACAAUGACAACGACGAUGAGCGCACGGGGCUGUUGAAUCGGCGAGCAAGUACGAUAUCGUUUGCGCCCAACACUUUCUUCCCAUCGACCAGGAGGGCCAGCGUCUUGUCCUUGUCCUGGGAGGGACCGCCGCCCGAGUUGAAGCGCCGCCCGAGUAUGGUGCCGAAGAAGCAUUGGACCAGACUGGGCCCGCGGGCGAAGUGGUGGUUGCUUUUCAUCUCGGACUUUUUCAACGCGCCAUUGCUUGGUGCGAUCGUUGGAGCGGUGAUCGGGCUGGUUCCGCAGCUACACCGCGCGUUCUUCAAUGAUACGUACCAAGGUGGGAUAUUCACGGCGUGGCUCACGUCCUCAUGGCAGAGCAUUGGCGGCUUGUUCGUCCCGCUACCCGUGGUCGUGGCGGGUGUGUCACUUUACACGGCGAUGCGCGAUGCCAGAAGAGCGGAUACUACUACUAGUACUGGUGGUGGUGAUGGCCGCGCAGCAGUAGAUGCGAGGUCGAAGCUGCCUUAUUGGGUCACGGUGACGUUCAUUAUGGUGGUUCGGUUCGUCGUCUGGCCUGCGGUGUCGAUUUCGGUCAUCUACGCGCUGGCCACGAGGACGGAUAUCCUGGGCUCGGAUCCCAUGUUGUGGUUUGCCAUGAUGUUGAUGCCUACUGGACCACCGGCUAUGAAGUUGAUCACGCUGAUCCAAGUUUCGGACGCAGAGGAGGCAGACGAGACGAACAUUGCGAAAUUGUUGACUUUGUCGUAUGCUAUAUCGCCGAUUUUGUCGUUCACUGUGGUUGGAGGGCUGAGGGCCAGUCAGGCAGCUAUUUCAUGAUGAGGGAGGUCUGCGGCAUGGGUAGUUGCUGCGUGACUUCAAGUAGUCAUUAACUUAGGGUGCUAUGCGGAGGUACAAUGGAAAGGGAAAGACACAAAGGAGGGGGUUUGUUGGGAUCAUCGGUGUUGUCUUGCGAAUGACUUGUUCAAUUCAGCAUACAACUCGCCGGCUUACCCCUUUCGUUGAGGGUCACUUCACCACGCUAGGACAGUUCAAUUGUACAAGAGCACGGCGGCAAACACGAAUAAGCCGGCUAUACUGGUAUUAUGUCAAUAUCAAUCCAUUCCAAAGC
Molecule: messenger RNA, 1877 nt
Organism: Exophiala xenobiotica
Lineage: Eukaryota; Fungi; Ascomycota; Eurotiomycetes; Chaetothyriales; Herpotrichiellaceae
Exons: 3
Coding region: 125-1585 (486 amino acids)
Biological process (GO): transmembrane transport
Cellular component (GO): membrane; endoplasmic reticulum
Source: RefSeq, a predicted model, not a curated record